Molecule: messenger RNA, 1455 nt
Organism: Heteronotia binoei (common prickly gecko)
Lineage: Eukaryota; Metazoa; Chordata; Lepidosauria; Squamata; Gekkonidae
Gene: ASIC3
Product: acid sensing ion channel subunit 3
Exons: 9
Coding region: 1-1455 (484 amino acids)
Biological process (GO): sodium ion transmembrane transport
Cellular component (GO): membrane
Source: RefSeq, a predicted model, not a curated record
AUGGGGGAGCUGCGGGAGGGGGAGCGGGGCUCUUGGCCCGGGGUGUCGCCGGCGCUGGCAAGCUUCGCGGGGGGCUGCACGCUGCACGGGCUGAGCCACGUCUUGGUGGCGGGGCCGUGGAGCGCGCGGCGGCUGGUGUGGCUGGCGGCGCUGCUGGGCGCGGUGGGCAUCUUCCUGUACCAGGUGGGCGAGCGGGUGCAGUUCUACCGGGAGUACCACCAUGUCACCAUGCUGGACGAGGCCGAGGGCCGCCUGCUGGUCUUCCCCGCCGUGACCCUCUGCAACUACAACCGCUUCCGCCGCUCGCGCCUCACCCGCAGCGACCUGCACUGGCUGGGCCCCGAGCUGCUGGGCGUCCAGCCCGCCGACUACCCCGCCUACCUGCGCGCCCUCGGGCCCCCGCCCCAGCCCCAGCCGCCCCCCGACGCCUUCUUCCCCAGCCGCACCUUCAGCAUGCUCGAGUUCGUCCGCCGCGCCGGCCACGACCUGCAAGACAUGCUGCUGGACUGCCGCUUCCGCAGCCGCCCGUGCGGCCCCGACAACUUCACCACCACCUUCACCCGCUUGGGCAAGUGCUACACCUUCAACUCGGGGGCUCCCGGGCAGGAGCUGCUGACGACCAUCAAGGGCGGGACGGGCAACGGCCUGGAGCUCAUGCUCAGCAUCCAGCAGGACGAGUACCUGCCCGUCUGGGGGGAGACAGAGGAGACCUCCUACGAGGCGGGCGUGAAGGUCCAGAUCCACAGCCAGGGGGAGCCGCCCUCCGUCGACCAGCUGGGCUUCGGCGUGGCCCCCGGCUUCCAGACCUUCGUCUCCUGCCAGCAGCAGCGGCUGUUCUACCUCCCACCGCCGUGGGGCGACUGCAAGUCCGGCCCCGCCGAGUCCGCCUUCUUCCCGCGCUACAGCCUGGCCGCCUGCCGCAUCGACUGCGAGACACGCUACCUGGCCGAGGCGUGCAACUGCCGCAUGCUGCACAUGCCAGGGAAUGCCAACAUCUGCACCCCAGAACAGUACAAGGGAUGUGCUGAGCCUGCGCUGGACCUCCUGGUGGAGAAAGAGGAGGCCUACUGUCGGUGCCACACGCCCUGCGAGACCGUGCGCUUCAACAAGGAGCUCUCGGUGGUCCAGAUCCCCAGCAAGGCCUCCGCCAAGUACCUGGCCAAGAAGUACAACCGGAGCGAGCAGUACAUCAAGGAGAACCUGCUGGUGCUGGACAUCUUCUUCGAGGCGCUCAGCUACGAGACCAUCGAGCAGAAGAAGGCCUACGAGGUGGCUGGCCUGCUAGGGGACAUCGGGGGCCAGAUGGGGCUCUUCAUCGGGGCCAGCCUCCUCACCAUCCUUGAGAUCUUCGACUACUUGUUCGAGGUUCUGCGGGAGAAGCUGCGGGGCUUCUACCGGAGCAGGAAGCAGGCCGGAGUCCCGGAGCCCGACAGCCUGGUAAGCCCCGUCUGGUAA